Morchella importuna is the source of this 3648-nucleotide messenger RNA. RefSeq lists its product as uncharacterized. The record is from RefSeq and is a predicted model, not a curated record. Gene Ontology annotation, molecular function: structural molecule activity; protein binding. Gene Ontology annotation, cellular component: COPI vesicle coat. The coding region runs from base 1 to 3648 and encodes 1215 amino acids. The transcript has 9 exons. NCBI's taxonomy places the organism in Eukaryota, Fungi, Ascomycota, Pezizomycetes, Pezizales, Morchellaceae. Gene Ontology annotation, biological process: retrograde vesicle-mediated transport, Golgi to endoplasmic reticulum; intra-Golgi vesicle-mediated transport; intracellular protein transport.
AUGCAGUCCAUGCUUACCAAGUUCGAGUCAAAAUCAUCACGAGCUAAAGGCAUCGCUUUCCAUCCUAAACGACCAUGGAUUCUUGUCUCACUCCACACCUCGACUAUUCAGCUAUGGGAUUACCGCAUGGGAACUCUGAUAGACAGAUUUGAGGAGCACGACGGUCCAGUGCGGGGAAUCGAUUUUCAUCGCACUCAGCCGCUAUUUGUUUCCGGGGGUGACGAUUACAAAAUCAAAGUUUGGUCAUACCAGACUCGCCGCUGCCUAUUUACCUUGAAUGGUCAUUUGGACUACGUUCGAACGGUCUUCUUCCACCACGAACUGCCAUGGAUCUUGUCAUCCUCGGAUGAUCAAACAAUUCGCAUAUGGAAUUGGCAGAAUCGGUCAUUGAUUUGCACCAUGACCGGUCACAAUCACUACACCAUGUGUGCCCAAUUUCACCCCAAAGAAGAUUUGGUUGUCAGUGCUUCUUUGGAUCAGAGUGUUCGGGUAUGGGACAUUUCAGGUCUACGGAAGAAACACUCGGCCCCAACUUCAAUGACUUUUGAAGACCAGAUGGCUCGUGCAAACAACAACCAAGCGGACAUGUUUGGAAAUACCGAUGCAGUAGUAAAGUUCGUCUUGGAAGGUCACGAUCGGGGUGUUAACUGGGUCUCUUUCCACCCUACGUUGCCUUUGAUUAUCUCUGCAGGUGACGAUAGAAACGUCAAGCUUUGGAGGAUGAGUGAAACCAAGGCAUGGGAAGUAGACACUUGUAGGGGACAUUUUCAAAACUCCUCAGCAUGUCUUUUCCACCCCCACCAGGACCUAAUCCUGUCAGUUGGAGAAGACAAAACUAUCCGUGUCUGGGAUCUGAACAAGAGGACAUCAGUUCAAUCUUUCAAGAGGGAGAAUGACAGGUUUUGGGUUAUUGCAGCUCACCCGGAAAUCAAUCUCUUUGCCGCAGGUCAUGACAAUGGUGUCAUGGUGUUCAAGUUGGAACGGGAGCGACCCGCUUAUGCAGUUCAUCAAAACCAAAUUUUCUUCAUCAACAAGGAGAAGCAUGUCAGGUCUUACGACUUUAAUACAAGCACUGAGAGCCCUUCGAUGUUGUCCUUAAAAAAAUUAGGAUCUGCUUGGGUACCACCAAGGACGUUAUCCUACAACCCUGCUGAGCGUGCAAUCUUGGUCACGUCUCCUGCAGAUGGGGGGACAUACGAGCUUAUCAACUUGCCAAAGGAUGCCUCUGGCGCUGUGGAACCUACUGAUACCAGACGUGGGACAGGGAAUUCCGCCGUAUUCGUUGCUCGUAAUAGGUUUGCUGUUUUCAACACGUCGACACAGACGAUUGAUAUCAAGGACUUGUCAAAUUCUACAACAAAGUCGAUCAAAACACCAACAACGGUGAAUGAUAUCUAUUUUGGUGGAACUGGCUGCUUACUCCUAUGCUCUCCCGCAGUUGUCAUUCUCUAUGAUAUUCAGCAGAAAAAGACGAUCGCCGAGUUAGCUGUUGCGGGCGUAAAAUAUGUUAUUUGGUCAAACGAUGGUCUUCAUGCAGCGCUUCUCUCAAAGCACAAUGUCACAAUUGUGACAAAGACCUUGGAGCAAGUAUCCUCGCUACACGAGACAAUCCGUAUAAAGAGUGCAACUUGGGAUGAUGCUGGCGUACUACUUUAUUCUACCCUAAACCACAUCAAAUAUACUCUUCUAAACGGUGAUAACGGAAUUAUCCGCACGCUGGAUGAAACUGUUUACCUUACAAAGGUCAAGGGUAGGAGUGUGUAUUGUCUUGACCGACAAGCAAAGCCGAAGGUGCUUACCAUUGAUCCGACCGAGUAUCGGUUCAAAAUGGCCUUGGUCAAGAGGAAUUACGAUGAGAUGCUACAGAUCAUCAAAAACUCUAACCUCGUCGGCCAAAGUAUCAUUUCAUACCUUCAAAAGAAGGGUUAUCCAGAAAUUGCUCUGCAAUUUGUCCAAGACCCUCAAACAAGGUUCGAGCUCGCGAUCGAAUGUGGAAACCUUGAAGUUGCCGUUGAAAUGGCCAAGGAAUUGGAUCGCCCAAAACUCUGGGGAAGACUUGGCGCCGAGGCACUCAGUCAGGGAAAUCAUCAAGUCGUCGAAAUGGCUUAUCAAAAGCUUCGGAGCUUCGAUAAGCUAUCCUUUUUGUAUCUCGUAACUGGAGACAAGGACAAGCUUAACAGAAUGGCAAAGAUUGCCCAGCAUCGAAGUGAUUAUACCUCCAUGUUUCAGAACGCCAUUUAUCUUGGAGAUGUGGAGACUAGGAUUCAGAUGUUCAAAGAGAUUGACUUAUACCCCCUUGCAUACGUGACGGCCAAAGCCCAUGGCCUAACAGAAGAAUGCGAGGCUAUUUUGGAAGCAAGCGGUCUUACUGAGGAUCAAAUUAAACUCCCUGCAAUUGGCGCACCUCUUACCCCUGCGAGGACAAUCGUUUCUACCCACGAGAAGAACUGGCCUCUACGCGCUGCCUCACAAUCAUUCUACGAAAAGGCUCUUUUGGGUCAGGUUGAAUCCAUGACUCUUGAAGACGAACCUGUGACAUCUGGUACAAAUGGUUUCGGGUUUGAGGAUGAGGCCGACGAAAGCAAGAAAUUCAGCGGUAAUUUGAUGGACGUCGACACUGAAGAAGACGGCGGUGGGUGGGAUAUGGGUGACGAGGAUCUUGGUUUGGAGGACCAUGGUGAUGAGUUUGUCAAUGUCGAGAGCGAAAUAGCAGGCGUUGGAAUGAGCGAGGCGGAGUUGUGGGCAAGGAACUCCCCAAUAGCGGCCGAUCAUGUUGCUGCUGGAUCUUUUGAGACUGCAAUGCAACUUCUCAACCGCCAGGUAGGCGCUGUCAACUUCGCGCCACUGAAGCCUAGAUUCUUGGAAAUCUAUCAAGCAAGCAAAACUUUCCUUCCAGCUAGCGCUGGCCUGCCUCCCUUAAUCAAUUACGUUCGAAGAACUGUGGAUGAGACCGAUCCUCGGAAGAUUUUGCCGAUAAUCCCUAGGGAUCUUGAGAGCAUUCGCACUUCCGAUUUGCAAAAAGGGUUUUCCGCCAUGAAGGCGAAUAAUCUCGAGGAGGGCGUACAAAUUUUCCGGAACGUUCUGCACACUUUACUCCUGACUACGGUGCAAUCCAAAUCUGAGGUAGAGGACGCGAAAAAAAUCAUCCAGACCGCGACCGAAUAUAUCAUUGCCAUGUCAAUUGAACUGGAACGUAGGAGCCUUGCAAGCGAUGAAUCUCAGGUCAAACGCAACCUCGAGUUGGCCGCGUACUUUACUAAACCUACACUUGAACUACCGCAUCGACAAAUCGCCCUCAUGUCUGCGAUGAAACUUGCCUACCAGAAGAAAAAUCAUAUUUUGGCUGCUCACUUUGCUUCGAGAAUUCUAGCGAAUAAUAGCCAGGGGAAGAACGCGGAAAACGCACGCAAAAUCAAAGCAGCCUCCGAACGUAGCGGCAGUGACGCUGUUGAAAUUGAGUACGAUCAGUUUGCAGAGUUUGACAUUUGUGCUGCAUCCUUUACACCCAUAUAUAGUGGCCAGCCAUUUGUGCAGGAUCCAUUUACAGGAGCGAAGUAUCAUCCAAGAUAUAAGGGAGAGCUUUGCAGGGUCAGCCAAGUCACUGAGAUUGGUGCACCAGCUUCUGGCCUGAGAUUGAUGGCACAGUAG